Dromiciops gliroides (monito del monte) is the source of this 2737-nucleotide messenger RNA. RefSeq names its product SH3 domain binding protein 2 (gene SH3BP2). The coding region runs from base 300 to 2138 and encodes 612 amino acids. NCBI's taxonomy places the organism in Eukaryota, Metazoa, Chordata, Mammalia, Microbiotheria, Microbiotheriidae. Gene Ontology annotation, molecular function: SH3 domain binding. Gene Ontology annotation, biological process: signal transduction. The transcript is spliced from 13 exons. The record is from RefSeq and is a predicted model, not a curated record.
AUUAAGGUCAAAACCCUUGUGAGAUGGCUUCUGCAGAAAAACCCUGCAUUCCUUAGGGAAAUAAGAGAGCAGAUGUGGCCAUGCACUUUGGGGGGCAGCAUUGGCAAGAAUAGAAAAAGAGAGGAGGGAGGUGAGCAAGAAAUGCUUACUUGAGAAAAGAAGCCGUGGAUGCCAGGAAAUAGAGGAAGGAAGUCUCCAGUGAGAGGGGAUUUGGGAAGAGCCGGCUGAACAGAGAAUUUGUUCUGGGACAGGGAAAACAUUGAACAGUUUCAUUAGAGGGAAGGGAAGCAGGCGAAGAAAUGGAAGGCUGGACCCUGAAGAGUCAGAAAGCCAUGGAGGCAGCAUUGAAAAGACUGUCAGGAAUUGGAGCAAGCUUGGAAGGAGACCUGGAAGGCUGCAGGUGUAAGGAGAAGGCUAGAGCUGCUCAAGGCGUCUCCUCCAAGAAGCAGCCCGCCGAGCGCUGUGCAAGUUGCAUUCAUGUCCAUGAGAGGAGGGACAGUGCCUGGGAGCACUUGAUGGCUUCGGAGGAGCAGCAUUGGCCUGUGCCAAUGAAGGCCAUUGGAGCUCAGAACCUCUUGACAAUGCCUGGGGGAGUGGUCAAAUCCGGAUACCUUCACAAGAAAGGUGGCACCCAGCUGCAGUUGCUAAAAUGGCCACUGCGGUUUGUGAUUAUCCACAAGAGAUGUAUUUAUUACUUUAAGAGUAGCACAUCAGCAUCUCCGCAGGGGGCCUUCUCUCUGAGUGGCUACAAUCGGGUAAUGCGUGCUGCUGAAGAAACAACAUCAAACAACGUCUUUCCCUUCAAGAUAGUUCACAUCAGCAAGAAGCACCGAACCUGGUUCUUUUCCGCCUCUUCUGAAGAUGAAAGAAAGAGUUGGAUGGCCCUGCUAAGGAAAGAAAUAGGCCACUACCAUGAGAAGAAAGAGCCUUCAUUGGAUUUCAGCGACUCUAGUUCUGACACGGAUAGCUUCUAUGGCUCUGUGGAACGUCCCAUUGAUAUCAGUCUGUCCCCAUAUCCCACUGAUAACGAAGACUAUGAACACGAUGAUGAAGAUGACUCCUACAUGGAGCCCGAUACCCCAGACUCGGUGAAAAUUGAAGAUAUCAUGAUUCACCCACCAACUUACCCUCCACCUCCUAUUCCCACUGUAAGAAAGCCGACCUACUCCGAAACACAGCGAUCUCACUCCUUUUCCAGCAAGAGCUCUGCACCUCUCCAUCCUCCCCCACCUCCCAAAAGAGGGCUGCCGGAAAUCAAUCCUGAGGAUCUGAAGAGAGAAGUGAUCUCUUCUUGGAGGCCAGAGCCUAAUCUGAAAGCACCUUCUCCCAGUAGGAGACAGAGCGACCCGCCCCUGGGAAAUCUACCUCCUAUGCCCAACUUCAGAAAACCAGCUUCUCCAGAGGUUGUAUCUGUCAGUCACCUUCUGAAUACCUCCAAAAGCUGUGAUAAGUUAAAAUCCAUCCACCUGUCUCCUCGAGGACCACUUCAAGGAUCACCUCUGACUGAACCCCCUCCAAUCCCAGUCAAUAAACCCAAACUGAUAAAGGUGGGAGAGUUACAGCCUAUAAGAGAAGCUAUCAAACCUGGACUCUUUGUCCCCCCUGUGACACCCAAACCACCAGCCUUGGCACCUAAACACCCCGCGCCUGAACUGAAGCCACCCAGAACUGAAAAACCGCCACUUCCCCAACUACAGAGAUCCCCACCAGAUGGGCAGAGUUUCAGAAGCUUUUCCUUUGAGAAACCUUCAGUCUCAGCUAAGUUUGAUACCAGCUGUGAGGAUUCAGAUGAAGACUAUGAAAAGGUGCCGCUACCUAACUCCAUCUUUGUCAACACCACUGAAUCCUAUGAAGUAGAAAAUUUAUUUAAAGCCACUGAUCCUCGGGGACAGCCACAAGAUGGAUUGUACUGUAUUAGGAAUUCUUCGAAGACAGGAAAGGUUUUAGUUGUGUGGGAUGAAUCCUUUAACAAAGUGAGAAACUACCGGAUCUUUGAAAAGGACUCCAGAUUUUACCUUGAGGGAGAGCUGUUGUUUGUGAGCAUUGGAAGCCUGGUCGAGCACUAUUACACCCAUGUCCUGCCUGGGCACAAGACUCUUCUUCUUCAGCAUCCCUAUGGCUACUCAGGACCCAGGUGACACCUGCCUGACCUAGUAAUUUGGUGCAAAAAUUGAACCUUGAGACAGAAGAAGGAAAGAAAGACUUGGAUGGUUGGUCUGGACUUCCAUUGACAACUGCCCACCCAACCUGGGUCUGGGUCCUUGAUUUCAUCUCUCCUGCAUGUUAUUCUGAACCUGUGUUAUAGCUCAACUGUGCGUUCCUCCCAGAGGCAGGUAGAUUUGGUUCACUCUCCACCACUCUCCAUUGACUCUUCCCCUCCCCCAAGAGGGAAUGCGUUCAUCAUAAAUAAGCACACCAACCCCAUUUACCAAGCAGUUCUUAAAGGACUUUUACAUGAUGGCCAAACUGGAGAGACCAAUGAAAUUGGGAAAGGUCACUAUGGAAAUGGACAGAAAUAGUUUUUAUGGAUCAGGGCACAAGAUACUGUGUCUCAAAGAGUUGCUUAGUCAGCUUGACAAGUCUUAGAAUUAAAGUUACAGAGCUAAUGACUUCAGGCAGCCAGGUGGUGCUGUGGCUAGAAUAUGGUGCCUGAGUUCAGAUCUAGCCUCAGACACUUACCAGCUGUGUGACCUUGGGCAAGUCACUUAACCAUUUUGCCUCAGUUUCCUCAUCUGUA